AUGUCCGAGUCUUUCACCCUCCCCCUACGUCCCCUCAUCGAGAAGCGCGAGCGGCCGGACACCCUUCCUCUGGAGAUCGCGCAGAUCAACGCCCAGUGGGGUUCCUUCCGCGAUGUCACCGAAGAGAGCCUGCGGGCCAAAAUCGAAGAGGAGAAGAACAAGGACCCGUGGGCGGAAGACGAGGAAGCUGAAAAGCCCACCGUCGAGAUUGACUCCACGGAACGGGUCGACCAAUUAUACAAGCGCCGCGCCGAGAUCACCCAAUUCGCCAUGCAGGCGCACAUGGAAGCCUUGUUCGCUCUCGACUUUGUCUCCUUGCUUCUGUCCAAGCACACCCCCCGACAAGCUGAGUUGUCCAUGUCGGCCUACCUGAAACAGGUUGCGCCGCUCGGCUCGCUGAACGCCGAGAUCGUCAAUCCCCCGCCCAAGUCGGAAGCCGCGCUACAGGACAUCAAGACGGUCUCGCGGGGCUGGCGGCUACAAAACUUCAAUGCCGCCGCGAAUAAACUCCUCAAGUCCGCGACCCGGCUCGAGGCCGAGGUCGCGUCGGAGACUAAAUACUGGAAUGAGGUUCUGGCGGUCAAGGACAAGGGUUGGAAGGUUUGCCGGUUGCCGCGGGACAGGCAGGCGUUGGGUGUACAGUACGGAUUUCUUGAAGCCACUCCGAUAUUCCGUGAUCGCGGCCUGGCGGCAUUGCGACGCGCCGAAGAUGGGAGCCUGCUGCUAGACAAAGGCUUGAUCCCCCAGAGAGCCAGAACCGUUCGAGUGCGGGUCAGAACACAGAAGCAAUACACCGGGUGUUCGAAGGUGUCUUGGUCGCUGCCCAGCGAGGACUCGAUUGAGCGUCGAAUUCUCCAGGCGCGUGACACGGUCUACGAGGAAGAGUUGUUCCAUGAGAUGGUACGGGAAGCCCGGAUCUUAGGGAGCCAAGGCGUGACGACGCGUCAGAACCUCGUCCAGGUCCCCGUCUCAGAGGACCAGGAGAUUCUCCUGGAUCUGGUGGACGUCGACCAGGGCGAACCAGCAGAGACCGAAACGCACACCAACGAACACGACACCCUUGCAGAUGCGGUCGCGCACUCGAUCCGGAUAUUGCUCGCCUAUGCCCACAGGCAGAAUCUCCGGCGCAGGACACAGCCGCCGCCGCCCCUGUCCCAAAAACGUCGAACCAUUCCGGAAUACCAGCUGUUGCGGCCGGUAAUGGCCUACCUCCAGCACACCGCGCAUGUCCGGUCUCUGGAGACUUUUCUAAAUGAGAUGGCCGAGGUCUUGAAGUCUGCCGGGCUUCGUUGCGAAAUCACCGCUGCGCCCUUCGCAUCCGUCAGACUUCCCCAGGCACCGUCUUCAGCACCCAAGGUGGAAGCCCUUGUCAGACCAUUCCUGAUGCCAUUCGAAUCUACUUUCACCGGCAACCUGAUCACACCCGAAAGUUCAUUCUGUGUCAAGGUCCGCACCAGCACCGUCGCACCGCCGGCCGGCACCUUCUACGAUCUCACCGUCAACCUACCGCAUUACCCUGAGGUGAAGCCUCCUAGCCGCAUUGGCCUGCAAAACGAGGCAGCUGCAGCCCUCACUCACCUCAUCCUACUCGACAUUGUCUCUUCUAUCGCACGCACAGGGGCAAAACCACCCAUGGACGAAGCAGGCAAGGGAUUGAGCUGGGAAGUAGCGUACGCGCACCACGGGGAGCUCCGGGCUCUGUCACGCUCCGGGAACAACAAAAAGAUGAAAGUCAGUCUUUCGCGGGAAGAGCUGAGGGUGGAAACCUGGCCGUUGCACGGGGUGGGUGUCCCGCGUCGAGAAGAGGACCAGUCCGCUCAGUUGCGCUCGCAGAGCUGGCGCUCCGGUUCGAGUGAACCCUCGCGGCCAAGCUUGAUGGAAUUUGUGCACGAGGUCUCGCACGAUCGGCCGUGA
Messenger RNA from Aspergillus saccharolyticus JOP 1030-1, 1914 nucleotides. Its product is annotated as mediator of RNA polymerase II transcription subunit 17. Gene Ontology annotation, molecular function: transcription coregulator activity. Gene Ontology annotation, biological process: regulation of transcription by RNA polymerase II. The transcript has 3 exons. Gene Ontology annotation, cellular component: mediator complex; core mediator complex. The coding region runs from base 1 to 1914 and encodes 637 amino acids. The record is from RefSeq and is a predicted model, not a curated record. NCBI's taxonomy places the organism in Eukaryota, Fungi, Ascomycota, Eurotiomycetes, Eurotiales, Aspergillaceae.